AUUAUUUCUUAGGCCUGUUGCCCUGUACGCGCCUGCGCCGUGCGGCAGUGUUUGUUUUGAUGGUUUUCCCGCGAAAAGGAUGUUGAGUGUCGGGAGCACUACUGACUCUUUCCACCGUCCUGCCCCAGUGUUCAUUGAAGGGGAACGACCACUCUCCACCAAAAAGUCCCGAGGCACACCAAAAUUUGCUGCCCCUCCUAGAGCCCCAGUCAAGAGUUGUCCAGUUACGAGAAUUUUUUCACGCAUCAAUGACAGUGAUAGACCUCAGCCAGUGUCUUUCAGGGAAGACUCAGAUACUUCCUUCAUUGUCCAGAGUUCAGUGUACAGUGCCAAGAAGUCCGAGCUGUACUUCGAGCAGUGUUACGUCAUUGAGGAGAGACUCGGCGCUGGCUACUUUGGGGAAGUGUAUCGUGUGAGGAGCAAGGAGGAUGGACGCCUCUAUGCUUGUAAGAAGACUCUACUCAGAUUCCGGGGUGAAGGAGACAGGCGGAGGCGAAUGACAGAAGUACAGAAACAUGAGAAGCUGCCAAAGCACAAGAAUUGUGUUAGGUUUUUUCGUGCAUGGGAGGAGCGGCAGCACCUCUACCUGCUAACUGAGGUGUGCAAGACAUCCCUGGCUAACAUGGCAGAAGACCGGCAUGACCUUCCUGAAUCUCUCGUCUGGGAGUACUUGGUGGAUUUGCUGCAGGGUGUGAGGCAUUUACACAAGCAUAACCUGGUUCACAUGGACAUCAAACCAGAAAAUAUUUUCUUUGGCUAUGAUGGCUUGUGCAAGUUGGGUGACUUUGGUCUAGUCAUUGAUUUAUCACAGGGUUCUGAUCAUGAAGCUGUAGAAGGGGACCCUAAAUAUUUAGCACCAGAGGUGAUGAAGUUGGAGUUUGGUCCUCCUGCUGACCUCUUCAGUUUGGGGAUGACGAUCCUGGAGUUGGCCACAGAUCUUGACCUCCCCAAACAUGGGGAGGCUUGGCAGAUGCUGAGGCAGGGCAUGCUUCCUCCAGCGGCAAAUGGUAUUUCAAAUGAUCUUCAGAAUAUGUUACUUGGUCUGCUACAUCCGAACCCACAAAAAAGAUUGACAGCUGAUCAAGCUCUCUCACUCCCUUCAGUUAAGAAAGUCCUCCUUCGCAAGAGCAUUAAAGAUGCUUUUAGAAGUUCGGCAGUAAGUGUAAUGGCAGCAUUUACACAGACAUGGGUCUUUGUCACACUGUGGUUAUUAUUCUUAGUCAAACCCAUCACUGUCCUCUGGAAGAAGAAUACAGAUGACAUGGAUAGCAGCAAAAUGAAUCGUUUUGAUGCUGAUAUAACUACAGAAUUAUCAGAUGGUGAAGGCUCAGAAGACCACAGCUUUGCCCACCCCCUGUGUGACCUGUCCUCAUCCAGCAGUGAAGGGCCACAGUUUCUCAGCAAGCCAUACAACAACUCCACUCCAAUCAGCUACUUGAAGAACUUUAACAAUCUAGUGGUUUCUCCAGUCACCAGAAACAGCCCAAAUUCAAGUCCUGGAAUAGAAAGCAGCCCAGUAUUGUUUCGCAAGCACACUCCUCUCCCUCGAAGCAACCAUUCUUUUAGGCAGCCAGCCAAUGACAGUGAUGCUUUCACGUCUUCAAUCCAUGAUCAGCUGGGAAUCAGAACUAUGGAGGAUGAUACAAUGCCGUCAUUCAGCAUCACUUCAAGAAACCUCAUGGACUUAUUUAAUACUGCUGAAUCUGAUGAUGAGUGAGAUAUCUGUAUUAUAUUGGUAUUUUAAUACUUGUGGGAGAUAUUGUAGGGAAUCUUUACAGCGGGUUUUUGGUGUGACAUAAAACAAUUAACACUACGGUUCGUACUUUAAAAACUGACCAUUACAAGAGUAUUACUCUUUUCUUCAAAUCUAAGUCAUUUGUGAUUAAUGAAUUGAUUACCUUAAAGAUUAAAAUUAUUGGUUAUUUUUUACUUUCUUGUUUGAGCUAAUGUAUGUGUGGGGGUGUGUAUGUGCAAGUGUGUGUCCGUAUGGUUGAUCAGUGCAAUGUUGAGGCUGCCUUCAGUUGUAGCAAAACACCACUUAUUGGUUAAGCAACAGGUGUUGGUAGAAAACUCAAGUUAGAAAGUAUGAAUAAGGAUUAUUGUUUUUUUCAUUGUUUAUUCUUUAGUUCAUAUUCAUAAUAGAAGUAUAAUAUGAUAGCAAAGCUCCAAGGAAUUGGCCAUUACUUGCAUAUAAGAAUAGACUUUUUCACAUUUUAUUUAGAUGUCCUAAUAACAAUCAUCUCACUAGUUGUGUCAAAACUUUAGUACACAUCUGAAUAUAUUGGUAGAUUCAUAAUAGUAUUCUAUCUGAGAUUCCCUACAAAUUUUUAAUAUAUAACUACUUUGGAUAAGUAAAAUACAUAUAUGCAGUUGGUGUAUAUAUACAGAUAUCAUGAAACUUGAGAGUAUUUAGAAAUGUGCACAUAAUGAGAAAUACAAAUCAUCCUUAGCCAAGGAUAGCAAAGCUGAAUAAGCGAUCAAGUUAUUUUUAGAGAACUGUUACUGAUGUUCAUAUCACAAAGUGAGGAUUUUUCUAAAAAUCUGAAUAUUUGAAAAAAAAUUACUCUAUUACUGUCUCAGCCUGCCUGUGCAAAACAGUUUAAAAUGCUGUUAUUAUUUUUCUAUGGUUAUAGUUAAAAGGAAAUUGAGUUUAUGGUAGAGAGCAAUUUAUUAAUGAUUGAGCCAACAUAUGUACUACCAACAACGUUGCUUUUUAAAGCAAGUAAUAAGUCAAUAUUCUAUGAAAUGUGUUAAUUGUGACUUGUUUUUAUUGUAUUCUGUACUUUUUUACAUAAUUACAUAUAUAUAUUAAAAAAAAUUACUAAUCAGGUUAAUCAACAACAUACUGUUUAUACAGUGAAAUUAUUACUCAUAAUAGUUUUGUACUCUUUUCUUACCAUAAAAUCCACAUUUCCUAAGGUUGCUGCAGUCUUUUUUUGUAGUUUUCUACUGAUGUUUUCACUAAGACAAUCUUACAUAACAAAAUAUUGAAGAAUAUAGUUUUGGAAUAUGAAGAUAUGUACCUGAUACAUGAAUUAAACAAAAAUAAAAUCCACAUAAUCUGAA
This is a messenger RNA of Eriocheir sinensis (Chinese mitten crab), 3066 nucleotides long. Its product is annotated as membrane-associated tyrosine- and threonine-specific cdc2-inhibitory kinase-like. The record is from RefSeq and is a predicted model, not a curated record. The transcript is spliced from 10 exons. Lineage: Eukaryota; Metazoa; Arthropoda; Malacostraca; Decapoda; Varunidae. Gene Ontology annotation, biological process: protein phosphorylation. Gene Ontology annotation, molecular function: ATP binding; protein kinase activity. The coding region runs from base 80 to 1717 and encodes 545 amino acids.